This is a messenger RNA of Pocillopora damicornis (cauliflower coral), 960 nucleotides long. RefSeq lists its product as uncharacterized. The record is from RefSeq and is a predicted model, not a curated record. NCBI's taxonomy places the organism in Eukaryota, Metazoa, Cnidaria, Anthozoa, Scleractinia, Pocilloporidae.
AUGACGAAUCCUCUUGCUUACAGUUCACUGACAUUUGCAGUCCUAUCAAGUAACCAUGAUGUCAGCAUGUUUAUUGGACUGCCAUCUGCUAGUGCUUUUGAGUGCGUCUUUUCAUUUUUACUAAAGAAGGCGUCUAUAAUGCACUACUGGAAAGGUUCUAAAGAUGCUAAAAAAGACACUUCGUCCCCUCAUGUAAACAGCCAGCAAAGAGCUUUGACUCUAAAGCAACAGUUUUUGCUUUCCAUGAUGAAACUGAAAAUGGGACUCUUUCUAUUUGACCUGGCAUUUAGAUUUGGUGUCUGUGAAAGCACAGCCAGCUCAGCGUUCACCACAUGGGUCAAGCUGAUGGCCAAAGAACUCGAUUGGCUGAUUUCAUGGUCAGACAGAAAAAUAAUUCAGAGGGACCUGUCAUCCAUGUUUAGAAAGUAUUAUCUUAAAUAUCGUGUCAUCAUUGACUGUACAGAAUUGUUUGUUGAAACCCCAUCAAGUUUAGAAGUUGCAGCGAUGUACUGGUCAAACUAUAAACAACACUAUACAGCCAAUUUUUUAAUUGGCAUUACCCCAAAUGGUCAUAUUUCAUUUGUAUCUGAAACUUAUGGGGGCAGGGCCAGUGAUGUUUUCAUAGCAGAGAACAGCAAAUUCUGUAACAAGCUGCAGCCUAAUGACCAAGUGAUGGCAGAUCAUGGCUUUAAGAUCAAUAACCUACGUGCUUUUCAUCAGUGUUCACUGAAAAUACCACCAAGCAAACAUGGAAACUUGCAGAUGUCAGCAUCAGAUGUCCAGGAAACUUCUAUCAUUGCAAAUGUUAGAAUUUAUGUUGGGCAAGCAAUCAAAAGCAUAAAAGAUUUUUACAUCCUAAAGAAAGAACUACCUGCUAGCUUGUUGCCAUUACUAGAUGACAUUGUAGUUGUGUUUUCUGCUUUCUGUAACCUGAAAAAAUAUUUGACCCAAGACAUAUAG